AUGUCCCCAAAAAAGACUUCGGUAAUCGUAGAGGCACUCAUGCAAGUGGACGGUAUUGAGCAGAGCUCCAAGCCAAGUGUCGUGCAAGAGGAGCAUGUCGAUACUCUGCGCGUCAAGCCAAAACCAAUACGUGGCCCUGCCGGGCAAAAGCAGCAUUUUUGGGAUGCGCAGCACCCGGAAAAGCAUAUACCCGCCGCAAAAAACAGUGCAGAACUUGCAGCUCUCCAGCAAUACGCGGGACAGUUGGCGAGUAAACUGCAAGAAAUGACUGAGGAAUAUGGACAAGAGCACAAGCUAGUAGUGGAAAUGCGCGCGAAACUGGUGCAUUUGCGUGGUACAAUGAAAGGUAUACGCAAGGCUGAAAUGCAACGCGAACGUGAGGCAGCAUUGGCAAUGUGCCCUGUGAAGGCUAUGGAGCAAGUUGUGCAAGGGCUUGUGGACUCGGAGCAUAUUUGGCUUGGUUUGCCGCGCUGGCAUAAGAAAGGAAACAAUAAAUACUUGGCACCGUGA
Molecule: messenger RNA, 510 nt
Organism: Malassezia vespertilionis
Lineage: Eukaryota; Fungi; Basidiomycota; Malasseziomycetes; Malasseziales; Malasseziaceae
Exons: 2
Coding region: 1-510 (169 amino acids)
Source: RefSeq, a predicted model, not a curated record